Molecule: messenger RNA, 881 nt
Organism: Zea mays
Lineage: Eukaryota; Viridiplantae; Streptophyta; Magnoliopsida; Poales; Poaceae
Exons: 1
Coding region: 351-668 (105 amino acids)
Source: RefSeq, a predicted model, not a curated record
CGCCACACAUCUGCAACAUCACUAGGCCACCGCGUAGCAUCGAUCGGCAUCACUGGAUCGAACUCCGAAGCUACCGGAAUGCACAUAUAUACAACAUCAUGGGGGAGCUAGUUACUUGCAGAUAGCUAGCUAGGACCAAUCACACACACCAGUUCCUUCAACACUACCUCUAUCUACCUGCCUGUCUGUCAGUCAGUCAGUCACUCGCCUCUGCCGCUUGCUUGCUCAGUUGCUUGCAGGUGAUAACAACUUGGAGUAAUUAGCUAAUAAGUACAGUAGUAGAAGGUAGUGUGCCCUGUGUGCCGUGUGAUCAGCGAUCUCCAGAACAGAAGCAUCAGCAGCAACAGGCAAUGGGCCGGCUGGCCUUGCUCAUCUGCGUGCUGCUCUUGGCAGCGGCAAUAGUGGCGAACGGUGCCAGGUCUGCAGGAACCGUUCGCGGCGGCGGCGGCGGCGCUGCACCUGCUAGUCCUGUCGUCGCAACAAAACCUACUGUUGCUGCUGUAGAUAAGACGACACCGGCGGCGGCGGCGGCUGCUACCGCUGAAACUACGGCGACUUCAGAGCAGCAGCAGCAGCCCACCCUGGAUGACCCGUCCAGUGACAGCAAGAGGAAGGUGCCCAACGGACCUGAUCCUAUUCAUAACAGGUACUGGUCUCGUUUAAUAUAACUAGUUCCUUUUGUCAUUUGCUUCUAGUUACAAUAGCACUGCAAAUUCAACCCAUGGACAGAGCUUGUACUAAAGAAUGCAUGAACAUCUUUGGAAAUCACAUGCACGUAUAUAUAUAAUAUAUGGGCCCCGUUGAAACACUUACCUCGAUCGAUCGAUCGAUUCGCCGUUGCCGAUUUUAUUUUGCCCUCUCCCAGUGCCGUGCCCGUGUAU